AUAACCAGUGUUUUAGCCACUUUAUAUGUUGUGAUAAAAAACAAAUGCUCGACAAAACUAAUCGAAUUGUUCAACGUUUCAGUUGCAGGGUAACGAUCGAAAUAAUAGCAUUUUUCCUCAAAAGUUUAAAGGUCAUGAAACUUUUUUUUUCAUCCAGUAAAUGCGAGAGGGAACUUCCUAAAUGCUGUCAAAAAUCUGGCGAAUCAUAAGCAACGACCUUGAAGGAAUUAGUUUUUAAAUACCCGUUUAUUUAUAAUGCGAUUCACUUUUCCCUCAUAAUUCAGAACUUGCAUAAACUUUUCAAGGCUUUGUAGUCGUUAAAUAAUGACCUGUAUAAUUUAACAUGAUAAUGUAAAUGACACAGAAAUUACUAUAUUUUUUUAAGAAAUGCGUAUUGUCUACAAUACAAAAUAGCUGCAUUGAAUUACUCCUUUACUUCGCAUCCAAUGAAGAUUAGAAUUAUUUUCGCCAUUGUAUUUGGAAAUUUUAAACCCAAAAGGGAAUAGUGAAAAAAUUGUGUGAAGAAUUCCUAAUUAAUACAUCCGAGGAUUAAUAUUACAACAAUAAAAGAAUAUGAAUGUUUUCAAUGUCAUUAGAGAUACUCUAUAUUCUGGAGAUCCACUUGUCCGGACAUGGUUUUUGGUGGAGAGCAAUUAUUUACCCUUCGUGAGCAGUAUUGUGUAUGUGCUGUUUGUGAAAAAGGUGGGACCUGCUCUUAUGAAAAACAGGAAACCUUUUGAACUUCGCAACCUCAUGAUUGUAUAUAAUUUCUUCGUCGUCUUUGCAUACGCAGGAUCACUUUUAUUUCUAUUUUCCCUUCCAUUUUGGACACCGGCUCUCGAAAAGAUAUGCGAACCUGCAGUAAUUACAAAAGACAAUUGGACAUACUUGGUUGCGAACGUAGCUUGGGUUAUAUAUGCAUUAAAAUAUCUAGAAUUUGCUGAUACGAUAUUUUUUGUUCUAAGAAAAAAGAGUAGACUAAUAACCAACUUACAUGUUAUUCAUCAUGCUGCAUUGCCUAUUAUUGCUUGGGUAUUUAUGAGAACAGAAACCAGUGGUUUCCAAUUUUUUCCUGCCGGUUUGAAUUCUUUCAUUCACAUUAUAAUGUAUACUUACUAUGGCCUGGCAGCAAUGGGACCCGAAGUACGAAAAUAUUUGUGGUGGAAAGAGUACCUAACCCAGUUGCAGAUGUUGCAGUUCGUUAUCAUCAUUUCGUUCGUGACUGUAAUUGUGCCACUCAGUGGAUGCCAAACAACUCAACAUGGAAUAUACAUUGAAAUUAUCGCCGCUAUUAUUUUCUUGGCUCUCUUCUGCAAUUUCUACAUACAAACAUAUAAAAAGAAACCAUUGAAACAGAAUGUAGAAUUACAAAAUUCGAAAUCACAUUCACAUUCCAAUGGAAAUUCCAACUCAUCUGGUAAUGAUCAAAAUGACCAUAGAAACCAAUUUGGUAUUUCAAAUGGUGUUAAUGGUGAAUUGAGAAAAAGAUAAGAUUUAAAUUAUUGUGAUUGUUUUAAAUAAAAAUUUCGUAAAAGA
Messenger RNA from Argiope bruennichi, 1536 nucleotides. Its product is annotated as elongation of very long chain fatty acids protein 7-like. The coding region runs from base 574 to 1491 and encodes 305 amino acids. Gene Ontology annotation, molecular function: fatty acid elongase activity. Gene Ontology annotation, biological process: fatty acid elongation, monounsaturated fatty acid; sphingolipid biosynthetic process; very long-chain fatty acid biosynthetic process. The transcript is spliced from 9 exons. Gene Ontology annotation, cellular component: endoplasmic reticulum membrane. NCBI's taxonomy places the organism in Eukaryota, Metazoa, Arthropoda, Arachnida, Araneae, Araneidae. The record is from RefSeq and is a predicted model, not a curated record.